Molecule: messenger RNA, 966 nt
Organism: Coniosporium apollinis CBS 100218
Lineage: Eukaryota; Fungi; Ascomycota; Dothideomycetes
Exons: 1
Coding region: 1-966 (321 amino acids)
Molecular function (GO): 4-hydroxy-tetrahydrodipicolinate synthase activity
Source: RefSeq, a predicted model, not a curated record
AUGGGAUCAACCGGCGACAGAAACCAUCGAACUCUCAUCCCUGGCGUGUACGUACCGACUGUCGUCUUCUUCGACCCCCUCACCGAGGAUUUGGAUCUCGACAAGAUCGCCAAGCAUGCUGUCCGUCUGGCGGAGGUUGGCGUAGCCGGUAUCACCACGCAAGGCUCUAACGGCGAAGCCGUGCAUCUAAUCCACCAAGAGAGGGAUCUUGUCACAAAAACCACCCGUAAAGCACUUGACGAAGCUGGCUUUGAGCACAUGCCGCUGAUAGUUGGAUGCGGCGCUCAGUCGACCCGUGAGGCUAUCGAACUCUGUCGCAAGGCUCAGGCCGCCGGCGGAGAUUACGCGCUAGUCCUGCCACCAGUCUACUACCAAGGUCUGUUUUCAAAAGAUUCCGUGAUGACCUUCUUUCAAGACCUCGCUACCGCAUCACCAAUUCCAAUCAUCAUCUACAACUACCCUGGCGCUGUGUCAGGCCUUGACCUGUCCUCGGACACUAUCAUUGAGCUCGCUAAGCACACCAACAUCAUCGGUUGUAAGCUCACAUGCGGCAACACCGGCAAGCUCAACCGGAUCGCUGCAGCAACCCGUGCGGCGACUCCAUCGGACCCCGGUUCCGGCUUCAUGUGCAUGGGCGGCUCCGCAGACUUCACACUGCAGACACUGAUCGGUGGCGGCUCGGGCAUUAUUGGUGGACUUGGCAACGUCGCGCCAAAAGCAUGCGUGAAGCUGAUCGAACUCUUCGAGGCCGGCAAGCUCGAGGAAGCCCGAAGGAUGCAGGCAGUCGUUGCCAGGGGCGACUGGGCGGCCAUACAGGGUGGCAUUAUCGGCACGAAGAGCGCACUGGAAACGUUCUUUGGCUACGGCGGGUUCGCUCGCAAACCGUUGCCCCGACCGAGCAAGGAAGAGGCCAAGAAAUGGAGGGACGCGUUUGAGGAGCUUGUUGAGCUGGAGAAGUCACUCUAG